UUCGCGUUCUGAUAACGGAGGCACGUAUCUUUGAUGCGAGCUGAGCGGACAACAGUUCAAGGUAUGUAACUUUAGCCUACAUAGAUUUAUUAUAUUUGCAAAAAAUCAUGUUUUCAGGAUCAUAGUGUUGUUAAGAUAUAUAACGGCAUUUCACAUGUCCUCCACGGGGGCUGCUGGCUAGCAAGCUUGCUAACGUUAGCCAAUGUCAGCUUUUGCUAGCUAGCUAUCUCACAAACUCACUCUGUGGCUGUGGGCGAACGGGAACUGUUAAGUCGGCAUGGACGAUUCUGACGACACCAUACUGUCGGUGUUCGAGGCUGCCAGUAUUGAUGAGGAGGCUUUGAAAAGCCUUAGCCGUGAUGACCUGAAGGAUCUUUUUCCUGGCCCUGAAAAUGUUCUCAGGAGAAAGAAGCUUUGGGAUUUCAUCAGUCAAACGUGUGAAAAUACUACUGACCAAGAUGCCAACACUUAGUGGAAGUGGGAUUAUACCCUCAACUAGUGCCGUGCCACCAUGGCAGCCUCGAGCCUCCACCCCCAUAUCCCAAACUGCUGACGAAACAGUGAAAAUGCCAGACCCACCAGAGUAUGUGGUGUACACAGAUUCAGAGUUAGAGAUGGUGCGCAGCCAGUACUUUUCAUUGCUCCGCAAUGGAAAGGGAAAGUAUUGCCAGAUGUCGAAGGAGCUAUGUUGCAGACUUAUAAGAAACACAAUCACCAGCAUGGUUGCGAUCCUGCAUGCUAGUCCCAUGGGGAAAGAAGUAAAAUACCCCUCCAAACUCGAAAUGAGAGUAAUGUCACAGAAGAUUGUUGACUAUACCCUGUGUUACGAGAUGCUGGCACAGAUAUGCCUUAUCUGACCAUCUACACCAAAAUGUACAAGCGACUCCAAAAUAUGAGGUCCCGAAGGAAGAGGCAGGGCUCCAUGCCACAAUGAGGGGCGGCAAAGAAGACUCUCUUUUGCUCAAACAACACAGACAAUGAGACAGAUGGUGACAGAAGUGGCGACACAAGCGGUUCAAGUGAUUACAACAUAAUUCUUGAGAGCAUUGAUGAGCUCAGCGAGGACAGUUUCAGUGCAGGAAAAGCGUCUCCACCGCCGCUACCGUGUGCCAAGGAAGCCACACAAUAGCACCCUGGCCUCACCGCUGCCAUCUGACUCAGCCUCAGACCCCUUGCCCAAGACUUUGACCACUCCACUAACUGCACCUGCAGAGGACGUUGUUGCCGACCAGGACAGUCUGAAGAUGCAGGCGAGGCACUACAAAACAUUGAGCAACAUGUACAAGAAGCCCAACGCAAAACCCAACCAAGGCGAUGUUGCCCAACUUUUGGACCUUGAGUUCGAGGCCAGGCGAGCUUUCAUUGAUGCAGAUGUUACAAAGGAAGAAGACCGAUCCACGAAAAUCUUUGAGGCAUAUCCAUGCUUCAAAGACACUCGAAAUGCAAUGGAUGAGCUACGUCGCAUACUUGGUGGCACCAACCGCAAAUACACAGAGGAAAUGAAGGGAAGGUGGGCAGACUUUUGUGCUAAGGUGCAGUUCUGUGGUGUGUGGAAGAAGGCCCUGAAACCCCCUUUCCCCUUGGAUCUGCGUGGAGUGGAUUUCACUAUCGCCCUCCUCAGUGCACUCCCAUCACUUUUCCUCUCACCAACUCCACCGCCAAAGCUUCUCGGAAAUGCCAGUGAGGCACUGCUCCAUAUCCUUAAGCCGGGCAAGGACUCUGGGCUAUACCUGGAGAAGCGGUUUCUCUCCUCUCCGGCGCUGCUUUUUGAUGGAACAAACAGCAUUGUCGCCGUGGGAAACAUGCCUGUGAGCACCCUCCCCCAGGAGGAAUUCUGGGAAGGAAUGUUGGUAUUGAUGGCAUACUACUACACUCUGCACUUAACAUACCCAAAAUGUGUUGCCACGGUCCUCUCUGUCAUUCAAACCGAGGUUAUUGGUGAUGCCAUCCAUGAUCAAGAUGCUACUAGCGCAUAUAAGAAAGCAACAGGUGAAUGGAAAUAAUUUGUUGAAAAAUAGGUGAAUGUCAAGCAACAUUUUGUCAGGACUGUUUGUUUUUGUUUGCAAUGUCUUUCAAUAACUUGUUUUGUGCCUGACUUGCCUAGCUACUCCACAAGUUUUCCCUCAGUGUCCUUAGGUUAUUUGCCAAAAUAACUCACCAGGGUUCCUUCAGAUCCAUAAAAGGUCUUACUUUUUACUUUCGAGAGGUCUCAAAUUUUAGAUGGGACUUUAACUGAGACAUAUUUGAAUACUUUAUUACACUGUCUAGUGUUAUACGAAUUUAAUUUAAGUUUUUGUGGAUUAUCUUGUUCACGUGACAUAAGCAAUUAUGGCAGCGUAUUACGUGUUUUGAUUGCUGUUUGUUUGCUGUGCAAAAGUGAUAUUCAUUUUUUUUAUUUUUUAUUUUAACUAUUAAAUCGUCUUAAAUUUGAUGUUAAAAAGUGUGCUGCAACGCUGACUCACUGUUACUGGUGUACAUGUUAUUAUAUGCUGUUAUUCUUGACAGUUUAAUAAAUGUUGACAGUACUCGACUUGCCAUGGUUGUGAUUCAGUAGAAUCAGUUAAGAUGUAUAUUCUAAGAAUAAGCACUGGUUUUAAGUUUUCGGUUUUAGUUUUAAUAUGGAUUUAGGUUUAUUUCAAGAUGAGCCAACUUGUAUCAAGAAACAGCUUAAUCAUACUUCACUAAUACUGAGUAAUAUUUUGCUUAAAUUAGUGAUUUUUUUUCUUCUUGUUCCGAAGCCUUAAUGGGCUAAAAUUAAGAAUACAAUUUUGUUUUAAAAUAAGAAUGAUUUGCUUAUAUUCAGUAUGUUUAACUUGUUGUGCUGUAGGAAGUUUAUUUUCAAGUAAUUUGAUCUAAUAAUCAGCCUUUUCUGCUUUUUUGAAUACUUAUCAGGGCCUUCUUAUUUCAAGAUUUCUUGUUAAGUGAAAUUAACUUGCUGCAUGGACAGAAUUUCUCUUGUUUUAAGUAAUUUCCUCCUCAAAUUUAGUGUUUUCUUAUAUUUUAGCUACCCUUAUUUGCAGUGAAUAACAUGGAAAAAUAAAUGAAUAAGGUAUCUACAAAGAACAGCAAUAAAUGAAAGUCAGCACAUUACAGCAUAGAUUACAUUGUGCCUUGCUGGGAAACAAUUGACUGAAAAGUAGCAUCAUAAUGCUUAAGAGUUGAUCAAAAUAAAAGGUAUAAUUAAGAAAAAACAGGUCCAUAUGAGAUAACUGAUAGAAACAGUUAGGUGAAAUAGUAUAAAAUAAUAAUAAUAAUUAUUAUACAAUAUUGAAUAUCUUUGUGUCAUGACUAAGAUAAGUGACAGGUAAAGGUGAAGGAAAAGAGAGUAAGUAGAGUGAUGCAAAGAGUGUGACCAAGGGCAAGGGACCCUGUGCUAUGGAGUCAGCUGCAAUAGUUACUAUAUUGAACCAUUGUUUAUAUAUUUUUGUUUAGUUCACUUUUAUGCCACAGUGUCAUCUACUGUAUACAGUGUAGAAAAGAAUGUAACAGAAGACAAUUAAAAACGAUCAACUUUACCUGGGAA
Molecule: messenger RNA, 3523 nt
Organism: Myxocyprinus asiaticus (Chinese sucker)
Lineage: Eukaryota; Metazoa; Chordata; Actinopteri; Cypriniformes; Catostomidae
Exons: 9
Coding region: 1050-2003 (317 amino acids)
Source: RefSeq, a predicted model, not a curated record